AUGACGACCUUGGUGGCUCCCCGCGAAACCCGUUCGCUUUUCUCCCCGGAUCCUCUGCGAUCCCCGACUGCACAGCGCUAUUUUCUGGAAGACCACGCCAUUCCCAGAAAAUCGCCCAUGCACGAUGAGUAUCGGGCGAGGGAUCCCUCCCCAGUCGCAUCCGAUCUAUCCUCAGUGGCCCCUUCUCCGAGCUUCGCUCUUCCCGAAGAUCUCCCCUGCACGCCCUUCUUGAAUAGCCUGUCGCCGGAGAAAGAACUCAUCCUACCCUCAUAUGGCCCCGAACCCCUGCCCAGCGCCAACAAGCCAGAGGAUGUGAGGAGCGACGCGUCAACCGAACCGCAGCCACCUUCUUGGACAUUACAGGCUCCUUCGGCAGACGACACCUCUAUCGAAGAUGAACCGUCGAGGCAUGUGGAUUAUCUUUCACAUGACUGGAAAGAGGAGGAUAUCUGGUCCUCCUGGCGCUAUGUGACUAGCCGGAAAAAUGAUUAUAGCAAUGGAGUCAGACUGGAGAAUGCCUCUUGGAGGACAUGGGCGAAGGCGAAACACAAUCUGAAGACGAUAUCGCCGGAAAGCCUCAAUUGGCUGAAGGAUUGCGAUGUUACUUGGCUCUACGGGCCGUUAAAAACCUCCAUUGAGCGCGCGGCCUCUCCCUCUCCCCCUCCAAGCCGCUUGGAGACGCCGAACUCUUAUCUCGACCCAAAGCCCAUUCUGAAGAAGAAAACCGCGUCUGAGACCAUUCUUCAGCGGUCCUUAUCUCAACAUACGUUAUUGCAGCAUGCUGGGGCCAUUCUCAAGGCCCAGGAAGCUGAGAACAAUUGGUCUCGACCUCCUUUCCCAAGGUCCAACACAGACUUGACCCAAUUAAAUCACCGGACUGGCAGCUCAACCUACUCUCUUGGCGGCACUCUCACGGCCUCAUCAUCGUCUGGCCUGGUAUCCCCGAGUGAACGGCGCCAUAUUCACUUUAACAACGAGGUCGUGCAAUGCAUCGCAGUCGAAGCCAAGGGCUACGAGGAUGAAUGGCCCGUCACCUUUGAAGAUGCGCCAUCUUCAGACGAUGGUAUAGUUUUAAUGAGACAAAUCUCCAGCCGGGCCUCCCUGAGCAACCGCAGCACUCCACGCAGCAGCUUCAGCGGCGAUGGAAAGACCAUUGCUCCUCUGCCCUCAACAACCCUUAAAUAUCGCGGGGAUCCUCCAGAGCCUCGGGCUCAGGCGAUCCUUGCCCAAUGGUCCACCACUCCUGGCUCUAGGUUGUCACCCACUCCCUCCGUGGAGACCUUGCGACCGUCCGGGCCAUCUGAACCCUCGGCCAACUUCCUCUUGGAUGACGAUGAAGAUCCCAGCUUGGACUACACGGGCAAUUACCCCGAUCACGAUCGCUCUUGGUCCAUUGGAAAUGAUCCAACAUCAAGCCGCCCGCUCCGAUUGACUGCCUCGGGCAUGUUUAUGCCCGAGGGUGAAUGUGAGACUCCCAGUAUCAGUUUAUUUGAUCGAGUUGUGGACACUGUGAAUACAGCCCGAGACAUUGCCCAUGUGAUUUGGAACGUCGGCUGGCGGCGCUGA
This is a messenger RNA of Penicillium paradoxum, 1566 nucleotides long. Its product is annotated as protein phosphatase regulator REG1. Bases 1 to 1566 code for a protein of 521 amino acids. The record is from RefSeq and is a predicted model, not a curated record. The transcript is spliced from 2 exons. NCBI's taxonomy places the organism in Eukaryota, Fungi, Ascomycota, Eurotiomycetes, Eurotiales, Aspergillaceae. Gene Ontology annotation, biological process: cellular response to glucose starvation; protein catabolic process in the vacuole.